CCAGCAGCGUUGCUCUCGCUGCCUCUCCGCUCGCCCCUCAUCGCUCCUGGGCAUUCCGUCGGCCUUGGACUCUACUCCCCUCCUCGGAAUAUCCCUUGCUCGCGCCCUUGCAGCAUGUCCCCAAAUCCAUCGCCCAAGGUGCCAACUGCCCCGCCCCUGUCAGAGUCGGCGCUGGCGGCCAUCGAGGCAGUCAAGGCCAACCCAAACACCAGUCCGGUCUACUUUCUCGGCUCCGCCGUCUCCAUCUUUGCGCCGACGUCGCUGCCCACCUGGCUGACGUUCAUCAAGCAGGUCGUCCAGUCCCUGGCCGAGGCCACAAACUCCGAAGACUCCGACCCCGGCAACAGCGGCAACAACGGCAACUCCCGGGCCCAGGCCUCGCAGUCCCGCGCCAAGCAGCGACAGCAGCGCAAGGUCGCCGAGCUGGUCACCCGCCUUCACGGCUGCUUGAACGAGUCGGUGUUGCCGCCGUACAAAGCUACCGAGGUCAUGGCGCGGCGCCUGGGCUCGCACUAUCUGUCGGUCGUCGAGGUCUUUCAAGACGCCCCGCCCAACCCCGUGCACACCUGGAUUGCGUCAGAGCUGUUCGAGGGCGCUGUUCCGGCGGUUGUGACCACCAACUUUGACGACGCCGUUGAAUCUGCCUACCGGGCCUUGGGCGGCGAUGUCUACACCCUCACGGGCGAUCUUGCCCAUGACAAGCGGGCCCUCGAGCGCCUCCGCAAGAGCUUUGGCCAUCGGCGGGUGCUCCUGGUCGUCGCGAACCCCGACAGCUUCCAGCUGUUCAUGCGAUACUUUACGGUGUCGCUCGGGUCCGACUCGAUGUCGUUCCUGUUCAAGAUCCACGGCGACUGCUACGCGCCGCAGACCUGUAUUGACACCGAAUCGCAGCGCAUCCAAGGCCUGUCCUCGUACGUCACCAGUGUCUUGUCGCUGCUCCUGCGCAAGUUCACCAUGACCUUCCUCGGCUUCAGCGGCGCCGAUCUUGCCGAGUACCCAGACUAUAUCCGCAUGAUUUCCGAGGCUGAUGUCGCCGACGUCCUCUGGGUCAUUCGCGAGGAUGUCGAGCCGCCCUUCUUCGAGGCCUUCCGCAAGAAGCUUGGAGAUCACUUCCAGGUUCGCCAGGGCCAGAUCAACGGCAAGUUUGCCCCAAACGAGACCAUCACGGGCAAGCUUGCUGCCUGGGCAGCCGAAAAGAUUGGUCCGUUGCGGAGUCGCUUGGUACUCUUUGAUCUCGCCAAGCUCGCGGGCCUGGCACCCCAUCUCUAUGCCUGCCUCACUCCGUCGAGCAUCCUGGCAGCUGCAAACCCUGCAGUCGGCGGGCUCACAAAGUCCAACAGCGCUCUGGCCUUUCUCGAGAACAUCUCCUCCUUUUCGUUCUAUACCGAGGCCAAGCUCGACAAGGAAUUUGACCAAGUCAAGGUUUCCGAGUCCAUCAUCGAGGGCAAUCUCGUGGACGAGCACAUCCAGCGGUUCUUGCGCAACCAAACCGAGCUCAUCAAGCUCGCGCAGCUCACGAUCGAACAGCUGGAGCAGGGCGAUGUAACCAAGGCCCUCCAGAUGAUCCUCAGGGCCAUCCAGCUGCGCCAGGAAAACUUUCCGGAUUCGCGCUAUUUUAUCGACUCGUGCUUUCUGUUGAUCAUUUACGGCGUGGUCCUUGAGUCGGUUGGAGAAAGCAACCUGGCCAUGAUUGUGUUCGAGGAUGCACAGAACGUCGCCUAUUUGUGCGGAAACGUCCACGGCAUGAAGCUGUCCGAGGAAAUCCUCCAGUCUCGCAAAGACAAGCUCAAGAGCGCCGCGAUCCAUUCCGAAGCUGCGGAUCUCGCCCAUCCGUCCAAGACCGGCGCCGAGCACGGCGAACUGCUGCCCAGCACCGCCGGGCUGGCGGACGAGACGCUCCUGUUCCUGCCGGCCUUUGACAACGUUGCGGCGCUGUCGUCGGGUGUGCCCAUGCGCCUGCUUCUGCGUGCCCAUCUGCACCGAGCCCUGAUCACGGGCGACCGUGUGGCGAUUGCCGGCAACUUCCUGCUCAACUCGCGCGUGUUUGUCCUCGAGGUCCUCGUGAAUGACUCGGGCGAGGAGCUCAACCACGAGUACCUGCACUACAUCCGCCCAAUGCUGCCGCGUUCCCAGAGCGUCAAGAUCGACGGUGCGAACAAGCUGAUCGAUAUUCAAGGGUCCUCGACGCCGCUGCUGACCUACCGCCGCGACUGUCAGGUCAACAAUCCGGGCUAUCUGAGCGAGAUCAUCCCCGAGUGGGCGAUCGAGCGCAUCGACGAGUACUACCAAGCGCAUCCCGAGCUGAUCUUUUGGUACGACUUCAAAGACAUCUCGGGGACAUACGCCAGCCGAAUGCAGGACCUGAUCAACAACGGCGUCACGGAGGCCCGAGCGACCCUGGAGCGCCACGGCGUCCACCCAGAGGACAGGCCGCUCUCGCCCGACCCCGGCAGUGGCAGACUGUCGCCGCAUGCCGACACGCCGGUCGAAUCGUCGCACGGCCACGGCACAGCCUCGCGGAGCGGACGGGACGUUGAGAUCGAGACUGCCGCGGUCCAGUACGACAUCUUUGCAUCGAUGAAGACCUUUGUGGGCCUGUGUCUGUCGCAGGGAUACCUGACGCGCUCGCAAAUCUACGACUUUGGCAACCUGUUUAUCGACCCGCUCUCGAACGAGGGCUUCAAGACCAAGUAUGCCGCACUGUUGGCCAAAUGCAGCGACUCGGAGCGCGAGAAUCUGCUGCGGGUGCGAACCAAGUUUAUCGAGCGGCGAUGGGUUUAUGCCGACACCAUGAAGCGCAUUGCCGAUGCGCCGUACGUGCUCAACCUGCCGAUCACAUUUGCAUGCACGCUCUGCGUCGACCAAGAGGACCUGUCGCUGAUCGAGACUCUGAAAGCAUCCCUCAACAACAGCACCGACACCACGUUCCAGUUCCUCGACCAUCUCUCGGUUGGUCCGAUCCGCGUCUUUGAGCUCGGGCGACUGAGCGUGGCCGACAUUCUGCAGGUGCGGUCGACCCGCCAGGCCAAAGAGUUCCGCCGGCAUCUGGGCGGCCUGCGGCGCGGAACACAGAUGGACUAUACAACCCUGCACGAGGCCGCCAGAGGGCUCUACGAGUCCAUUCAAUCCAAGAUCGAGCGCGUCGACGCUCGUCCGCUCUUCAGCCUCGACUGGGUCAACUUUGAGAAAAAGUUGGAGCCGGACCUGAGCCUUGUCCGCAAGAUUGUCUUUGUCAUCAACCAGUCGGUUCCGGUCCUGCCGCUCUACGACAUCCCCAACCUGGACUUUCCCUCGCUCAUCCCGAUGAUGCGCAUCGACAACCCAAUGCUCUCGGUGGCCGGAGUGGCGCAGCCAGUCGAGUGCGUUGAGCAACAGGUCCUGUUCGACAACCAAGGCAGCGGCGGUGUGGCGCUCCGUCUUGAUCGGAUCCGCAACAUCCACGAACACAACGACGAGUUCGUCGUGCCGGUCGUGGCGCACGCUCCCGAGCGAGUGCAGGCCGUCAUCGUCGCCGUCCGAGGCGACGGGCUGAUUGGGCUUGUUCGCAAGUACCAUUAUGCCGUCCAGGGCUGGUCGCUCGAGUGCCCGCGCGGCGAGAUCGAUGUCUCGGGUGACGUCGAGACACAGAUCUCCCAAGAGCUUGCUCGCAGCGCCUCGCUCGGUGCUGAGCGCCAACAACUCGUACGCCUGUCCAAGGAGAGCGCCGAUUUGUGGACCAACAACCAGGUGUCGGACGCCAAGACGCUGUUCUACGCUGCCCUCGACGUGUGCGCGAUCGAGCGUCCCGAAACAGACGACCAGGCUGGAGCAGCGACGGCCACUGCGGCCACCGCGGCCGCAAAGCAGGACAACGGCGUCCUCUGGCUGCCCUACGGAGAAAUCGGGUAUCUGAUCCGAGAGGGCGAGAUCCGUGACCAGGCCACGGUGGCGGCGCUCACGAUGGCUUCGUUGGACACCGAGGUGCUGGCUCGUAUUUCCGACCCUUGAACAGACCGCGCUUGGACAAGACCGCCCUUGGUUCUCCUCCUCCUUUCCGUCGCUCGAUACAAUGGCGAGCGACAAACCAUGAUCGAAUCACGAAUACACUCUCGUGCAACGAGCCAUAUUUCUGGAU
Polychytrium aggregatum is the source of this 4114-nucleotide messenger RNA. RefSeq lists its product as uncharacterized. The transcript is spliced from 3 exons. NCBI's taxonomy places the organism in Eukaryota, Fungi, Chytridiomycota, Chytridiomycetes, Polychytriales. The coding region runs from base 115 to 3987 and encodes 1290 amino acids. The record is from RefSeq and is a predicted model, not a curated record.